AUGAGAAAAAAGCGAAAUAUGGGAAACUGUUUGCCAGUACUAUUUCCAAAUCUAUUCAGCAGCAGUGAUCGUUCGCCACUAGAAGAGAUCACCGAUGUCUCAAACGGUGAUAGCAUCAACUCGCCGAGGCGCCCGGAGUCAGAGCAGAGUGCAUACAUAAAUGAACUUCUGGCCUUGGAAACGAGCAGCGAGACAAGACAACAGGAAAUAAGUGCAGAUGACGCCGGGAAGAUCCAUAUUACCGCAAUGCUGGAGCAGAUUCCUGCUGAUAUAUACAGAGAAGGCAAAAUGGGAAAAAUCGAAUGUCCUAUUUGUAUGAUAGAUUUCGUCGAUUGCGAUCAAAUUCGUUAUCUUCCCUGCAUGCAUUGCUAUCACAAAAAGUGUGUAGAUGAUUGGCUGAUGCGCUCAUUCAGUUGUCCGUCUUGUAUGGAGCCUGUGGAUUCAGCCAUGUUGUCAUCAUUUUCAGCACUCAAACUCGAAGGUUUGGGAAGUUUGGCAUGUUCUUCAGUCAUUUCGAAUACUCAUCAAAAGUCGUCGCCUUCAUAG
Molecule: messenger RNA, 546 nt
Organism: Thelazia callipaeda (thelaziosis nematode)
Lineage: Eukaryota; Metazoa; Nematoda; Chromadorea; Rhabditida; Thelaziidae
Source: the annotation of a GenBank genome assembly